AUGUAUGCUCAGUGUCACGGAACAUUGGGCAUUUUUAUGUAUGCUCAGUCUCACUGGACAUUGGGCAUUUUUAUGUAUGCUCAGUCUCACUGGACAUUAUGCAUUUUUAUGUAUGCUCAGUCUCACUGGACAUUGGGCAUUUUUAUGUAUGCUCAAUCUCACUGGACAUUGGGCAUUUUUAUGUAUUCUCAGUCUCACUGGACAUUGGGCAUUUUUAUGUAUGCUCAGUCUCACUGGACAUUGGGCAUUCCCAUGUAUGCUCAGUCUCACUGGACAUUAGGCAUUUUUUAUGUAUGCUCAGUCUCACGAAACAUUGGCAUUUUUAUGUAUGCUCAGUCUCACUGGACAUUGGGCAUUCCCAUGUAUGCUCAGUCUCACGGGACACUGGGCAUUUUUAUGUAUGCUCAGUCUUACUGGACAUUGGGCAUUUUUAUGUAUGCUCAGUCUCACGGGACACUGGGCUUUCUCAUGCAUGCUCAGUCUCACGGAACAUUGGGCUUUCCCAUGUAUGCUCAGUCUCACGGGACAUUGGGCAUUCCCAUGCAUGCUCAGUUCUCUAGUGUAGCAGCUAUCCUAGUUUACCCAUAUGACAACUCUUCUUUCUCCAGCUUGUAG
Molecule: messenger RNA, 615 nt
Organism: Candidula unifasciata
Lineage: Eukaryota; Metazoa; Mollusca; Gastropoda; Stylommatophora; Geomitridae
Source: the annotation of a GenBank genome assembly